Vigna angularis (adzuki bean) is the source of this 1443-nucleotide messenger RNA. RefSeq lists its product as uncharacterized. Bases 153 to 1250 code for a protein of 365 amino acids. Gene Ontology annotation, cellular component: nucleus; cytoplasm. The record is from RefSeq and is a predicted model, not a curated record. The transcript has 7 exons. Lineage: Eukaryota; Viridiplantae; Streptophyta; Magnoliopsida; Fabales; Fabaceae.
GCAGAAAACAGGGUUUUGUAUAAGAAUGGAAGAAAAACGUGUGUUGGAAGAAAGUGAAGAAAAACGUGUGUUGGAAGAAAGUGAAGAAAAACGUGUGUUGGAAGAAGAAAGUGAAGAAAAACGUGUGUUGGAAGAAAGUGAAUAAAAACUGCAUGUGGGCUGUGACGGCAAAACCAUUUAUCAAAUCCCAUCUUCUCAAACACACCCUUCCACUUCUUCUCAUGGCAAACCAAACAUCACUCUCCUUCUCUUCCGGCUUACCCGUUCACGCGCCUCUGAAGCGCGUGGGCACUCACAAUGGAAGUUUUCACUGCGACGAGGCCCUUGGCUGCUUCAUGAUUCGCCUCACUCACAGAUUUAACAACGCCGAAAUCGUUCGCACCCGAGACCCUCAGGUUUUGGAGGGUCUUGAUGCUGUUCUUGAUGUUGGGGGAGUCUAUGACCCUGCCCGAGAUCGGUAUGAUCAUCAUCAGAAGGGUUUUGAAGAAGUUUUUGGGCAUGGUUUCUCCACUAAAUUGAGCAGUGCUGGUCUUGUUUAUAAGCAUUUUGGAAAGGAGAUUAUAGCAAAAGAACUGAAGGUAGAUGAGGUACACCAAGACGUCCAUCAUAUAUAUUUGGCGGUUUACAAGAGCUUCAUGGAGGCAAUUGAUGCUACAGACAAUGGAAUCAAUCAAUUUGAUACAGACCUGCCUCCGAAAUAUGUGAAUAAUACUCAUUUAUCCUCAAGAGUAGGAAGAUUAAAUUUGGACUGGACAGAUCUUCAUCAGUCAGCUGAGAAAGAAAAUGAGGCCUUUCAACGUGCCAUGGCUCUUGCUGGCAGUGAAUUUCUGGAUAGCGUUCGUCUUCAUGUAAAGUCAUGGUUACCAGCAAGGUCAAUUGUAAUGGAGACCAUAGCAGCUAGACAGACUGUUGAUCCUAGUGGAGAAAUUCUAGUUUUGACUAAAUCUUGUCCUUGGAAGCUUCACUUAUUUGAGCUUGAAGGGGAGUUGAAAAUUGACCCUCCAAUCAAAUAUGUUCUAUUUCAGGAUGAAAGAAGCAAACAAUGGAGAGUGCAGUCAGUUGCAGUGUCUCCUGACAGUUUUGAUAGCCGAAAGGCUCUACCCUCUCAGUGGCGAGGGUUAAGGGAUGAAGAACUGUCAAAGGAGGCUGGCAUUCCUGGCUGUGUUUUUGUGCAUAUGAGUGGAUUUAUUGGUGGAAACCAAAACUUUGAUGGUGCCUUGGCCAUGGCAAGGGCUGCUUUGAAGAUGUAGACAAAGGAUCAUGUGAACCAAAGGCUAUUGUCAUUAAUUUAUGAUGUUUAAUUUAUGGAUUACUGUUAUUGGUCUUAACGUUAUUAUCAUCUAUUAAGGAUUAUGAAUUUUCUUGUUUGUUCUCUUUAGACAGCAUAAGAAACAUCAGAAAUCGAUAAACCAAUUCUAAGAAUCCAUAUUACUUCUAUUCGUA